GGGCGGAGAAAGGUUCCGGACGGAACCCUUUCCUCGUUAGGGAAGGAGGAGGGGAGGACAUAAAGCGGUGCACCGGUGUGUUUGGUAACUGUCCUGCAGUGAAACAGAUCAGGUGUCUGCCGGGCCAUGUUGCUGCCGCUGCUCCGAGCCCCGCUGCGGUGCGGCGCCCCGGCCCGGACGCUGCGGUUCCUGGGCCGGGGCCCCCCCCUGGGCCCCACCAGGCGGUUCCGGGGCCGGGCCCGCGGGCAGGAGGACGAGUGGAGGACCAAGAACAAGACGGUGCUGACCUACAUCGCGGCGGCCGGCGUGGGCAUGGUGGGGCUGUCGUACGCCGCCGUGCCGCUGUACCGCCUGUACUGCCAGGCGUCGGGCCUGGGCGGCACGGCGGUGGCCGGGCACGACGCCGACCAGGUGGAGACCAUGACGCCGGUCAAGGAGCGCGUCCUCAAGGUCACCUUCAACGCAGACACGCACGCCAGCCUGCAGUGGAACUUCAGGCCGCAGCAGAGCGAGGUCUACGUGGUUCCCGGGGAGACGGCGCUGGCCUUCUACCGGGCCAAGAACCCCACGGACCGGGCCAUCAUCGGCAUCUCCACCUACAACGUGGUUCCCUUCGAGGCGGGACAGUACUUCAACAAGAUCCAGUGCUUCUGCUUCGAGGAGCAGCGUCUGAACCCCCACGAGGAGGUGGACAUGCCCGUGUUCUUCUACAUCGACCCCGAGUUCGACGAGGACCCGCGGAUGGCCCGGGUCGACACCAUCACGCUGUCCUACACCUUCUUCGAGGCCAAGGAGGGCCAGCGGCUGCCGGUGCCGGGCUACAGCUACAACUGACCCGGACCUGGAACUUGACCUGGACCCGGAACUGGACCUGGAACUGGACCCAGAACGGGGGCAGACCUGCCAGGAACUCUCACCUGCAGGGAACUCAGACCUGCGGGGAACUAAUUUCCGCAGGGAACUGUCCCGAGUCGCCAUGGAGACGGCAGCAGACCAAACUAUCGCUGCCGUUUAUGGAAAUCGUAGUGCGCUGCGACUCCAGACCAACAUUUAUUAUUAUUUAAUUCUUCAGUUCUGAUCAGUUCUGAAGAAAAGGGAAGUUUCCUCCAGAUUCCAGGAAGAAAAUAACGCUUAUCUUCUGUAGUUUUCUGGACAAAAUAAAGCCCCUCAUGUCUCAAAUGAGGCGCUAUGCUGUUAUUUAUUGAAUCAACAAAUGCAGCGUAAACGUAUCUACCCCCAUGAUCCAGCAUGAGCAGAUCCUCCUUCAGCAGGAACUCUCAGUAGAAAUCAGAACUUUGUUCAAACUUAAUUUAUUUUAUCUUUCUUUUCCUGGAGUUUUACAGUUAUCAUUCUAACUCAACCAGGUUUGUUUUAAAUCAUGUUUUUAUUUGACUGGUUUUACCUUUUUAUUUUAUUUUUUUAACCAGGUUAAUGAAACAAGAAGCUGUAAUUUAUUUUUGAUUUCUUGGUUAUUAUUAAAGUUUUACUUCCUUCCA
Cololabis saira (Pacific saury) is the source of this 1496-nucleotide messenger RNA. RefSeq names its product cytochrome c oxidase assembly protein COX11, mitochondrial (gene cox11). Gene Ontology annotation, molecular function: copper ion binding. The record is from RefSeq and is a predicted model, not a curated record. Gene Ontology annotation, cellular component: mitochondrial inner membrane. The coding region runs from base 127 to 834 and encodes 235 amino acids. The transcript is spliced from 4 exons. NCBI's taxonomy places the organism in Eukaryota, Metazoa, Chordata, Actinopteri, Beloniformes, Belonidae.